AUGGCCCCCACCCUCAACAUCACACACAUCGGCACCGCAACCGCAAUCCUCGAGAUCAAUGGGAUCAACUUCCUCACCGACCCUUUCCCUGUCUCCUUUUACACCCACACGCGCCACCCAGACAACCUCGACCCGCCCGGCCCCCAGCUCCUCGACGCCCGGCCAGUCUUCACAACCGUCGACGGCGCGCGCAACCUUGCCCCACGGCCCGCCGUGCACGGCAUGAAGCCCUGGUCGGAGCUCACCACGCGCAUCGGCGGCCAACCAUUCACCAUCAUCGCCACGCCGACGCAGCACGUCCCCGGCGACGAAUGCACGGGGUUCCUCGUCACCGCCGAGAAUUUCGGCCGGGGACGCCACAACCUGCCCAACGCCGUCUCCUUCACCGGCGACACGGUCUACAUCCCGGAACUCGAGCAGAUCGCAGAGCGGUACCACGUCUGCGCCGCGGUGAUGAACCUGGGCAACGCGCAUGUGCCGUGGCCGGAGAAUCCCGAAGGCCCCCAGCUGCAGAUCACGAUGGGCGGGAGGGAUGGGGCGCGGCUGUUCCGCGCCCUGCGGGCGGAUGUGCUGGUACCGAUGCAUUACGAGUCGUGGGGCCAUAUCACGCAGUUCGGGGAGGAGUUGCGCGAGGUGUUUAAGGCGGAGGGGAUCAGUGAGAAGGUGCGCUGGUUGCGGGGCGGGGAGAAGGUGGCGGUGCUGUAG
Messenger RNA from Aspergillus aculeatus ATCC 16872, 705 nucleotides. Its product is annotated as MBL fold metallo-hydrolase. NCBI's taxonomy places the organism in Eukaryota, Fungi, Ascomycota, Eurotiomycetes, Eurotiales, Aspergillaceae. The record is from RefSeq and is a predicted model, not a curated record. The coding region runs from base 1 to 705 and encodes 234 amino acids. The transcript is spliced from 2 exons.